Messenger RNA from Puccinia triticina, 1074 nucleotides. RefSeq lists its product as uncharacterized. The transcript is spliced from 9 exons. Bases 1 to 1074 code for a protein of 357 amino acids. The record is from RefSeq and is a predicted model, not a curated record. NCBI's taxonomy places the organism in Eukaryota, Fungi, Basidiomycota, Pucciniomycetes, Pucciniales, Pucciniaceae.
AUGACCACCCGAACAACAACAACAAGCAUCACCCCCCACAUCACCCCCCACAUCCGAUACCCAGCCCAGGCCCACGCCCGCUCGCCCAAAACCAGCUGGUCCUCCAGAAACGCUGAGCCUACGUCCACUCAAACGGUGUACCUGACGGGCUCGCCCCCGCCGACGACGAUCAGAUCGACCUCCUAUCUGACCAUCAAUUCCGGCGGAACCCCGACCACCUCAACCGUCUACCCCGCCGCCUCCGGUGUGCCCUGGUUCGGCGGCCACGGAUCCGCAGACGGCUUGCCUGCCGACAGACCCUGCUAUCCCGGCGAAGAAAACGAACGCGUCCCGGGCCAUCUCUCGCCUACCAGUCCGACGCAAACCUCCACCCUCUUCACGAUUGCUUUGUAUUUCGUCAUCAUCUUGGUCUGUUGGAACUUGUUCAUAAUCAGACACAUCCUCUUCCCCUUCAAGCUAGUCGUCGUAGCAUGGCACGAGUUUGGCCAUGUGGUAGCCGCGUCGUGUUCGGGCUGCAAGCUCGACAGUGUCACCAUCGACCCCAACGUGGGCGGGGCGACCCGGAUGGAGGCCAAUGUCUACCCGACCCUCUCGUUGCCCUUGGGAUACAUCUCGUCGUGUCUGUUCGGAGGACUACUGGUGUUCUGCGGCUUCAACACCUUAGCUUCCAAAAUCGCAAGCUUCUUCUUGAUGAUGUCCUUGAUUGUCGCCUUUUGGUGGGCCACCGGACUAGUGGCACGGGUGAUGACCUUGCUUUUUAUCGGGCUUUUGAUCGGCUUUUGGUUCAUCGAUCAUGCCGGUGUUCUACGCUACUUUAUCCUCUUCGUCGGGGUCAUGAGCUCGUGGUACAUCAUCUACGAUGUCAUGGAUGACUUCGUCUUCCGGAAGAUGAAUGCUAGUUGUCCGGUGCUCUUUGAGCUUCGAUUUCCUAUGAUCAGAGCUGGCCAAUGGGCGCUCAUUUGGACGGUCUACUCGGGCCUCAGCUUUGCAGCAUGGAUCAUCCUUGCCAUCGUGGUGUGGCGCCAAACUCCUCGUGGAAUGUAUUGUCAAAGCCAGCAGUUUUUGCCCACCUAA